Lampris incognitus (smalleye Pacific opah) is the source of this 4504-nucleotide messenger RNA. It is a transcript of the gene arrb2a, whose product is annotated as arrestin, beta 2a. Gene Ontology annotation, molecular function: angiotensin receptor binding. The transcript has 16 exons. Gene Ontology annotation, cellular component: cytoplasm. The record is from RefSeq and is a predicted model, not a curated record. The coding region runs from base 188 to 1411 and encodes 407 amino acids. Gene Ontology annotation, biological process: positive regulation of ERK1 and ERK2 cascade; G protein-coupled receptor internalization; signal transduction. NCBI's taxonomy places the organism in Eukaryota, Metazoa, Chordata, Actinopteri, Lampriformes, Lampridae.
GCGGUGCCAAAUCAAAUUAGCACACUAGUUAGCUUGCGGGGGGAGCGACGUGCAUAGAUGCGGAUUGCGAGCAAGGUUUGAAAGCCGCAAUCUAGGACGAGAGUACUGCCGAUUCCGAGGUUGUUGUUGUUUUUUUUUUUUUUUUCCUUUUUCUUGGGACUCUUCAACCGCACGCCUGCCUGAGGAGAUGGGGGACAAGGCGGGCACCAGAGUUUUCAAGAAAUCAAGCCCCAACUGCAAGGUCACCGUUUACCUUGGAAAGAGAGAUUUUGUGGAUCACCUGGACCAGGUGGACCCAGUAGACGGAGUAAUCCUGGUGGACCCUGAAUAUCUAAAGGACAGGAAAGUCUUCGUGACCCUGACGUGUGCAUUCCGUUAUGGCCGUGAGGACUUGGAUGUUCUGGGUUUGUCCUUCCGGAAGGAUCUCUACAUUUCCACUUUCCAGGCCUUUCCUCCUGUACCUGAGGAGCGCAAACCCAACAGUCGUCUGCAGGAGAGACUGCUGAAGAAACUUGGCCAGCACGCACAUCCCUUCUACUUUACUAUUCCUCAGAACCUCCCCUGUUCAGUUACCUUACAGCCUGGCCCGGAGGACACUGGGAAGGCCUGCGGAGUUGAUUUUGAGAUCAGAGCUUUCUGUGCCAAGUCAAUAGAAGAGAAGAUUCACAAGCGGAACUCUGUGCGUCUGGUGAUUCGGAAGGUCCAGUAUGCUCCAGAGAAGCCAGGUCCUCAGCCAAUGGUGGAGACCACUCGCAGCUUCCUCAUGUCUGAUAGAUCUCUGCAUCUCGAGGCCUCACUGGAUAAAGAGCUCUAUUACCAUGGCGAGCCCAUCAGUGUGAAUGUACACGUCACAAACAACUCCACCAAGACUGUCAAGAGAGUCAAGAUUUCUGUCCGUCAGUAUGCUGAUAUCUGCCUGUUCAGUACAGCCCAGUAUAAGUGUCCAGUGGCUCAGCUUGAGGCAGAUGACCAAGUGUCGUCCAGCUCCACGUUCUGCAAGGUCUAUACGCUGACCCCGACGUUGGAUAAGAACAGAGAGAAGAGGGGCCUUGCGCUGGAUGGCAAGCUGAAGCACGAGGACACCAACCUGGCCUCCUCCACCAUUGUGAAGGAGACUACCAACAAGGAAGUUCUGGGCAUUCUGGUGUCCUACAGAGUCAAAGUCAAGCUGGUCGUUUCACGUGGAGGAGAUGUGUCGGUGGAGCUGCCCUUUGUGUUAAUGCACCCCAAGCCCAUGGAGCCACCAGUGUCCCGUCCACAGUCAGCCGUGCCUGACCUGGACCCCCCCAUUGACACCAACUUGAUAGAAUUUGACACAAACAGCGUCUCCCAGGAUGAUGACUUUGUGUUUGAGGACUUCGCUCGCCUGAGGCUGAAAGGAGUGGUUGACGACAAGGAUGAGGACUGCUAGGAGUUCACAAACCAACAAGAGACACACACACACACACACACACACACACAUACACACAGGUAUACACUCAGUCAUAUUCUCAUACACCCAUACAUUCCCCAGUGGUGGGGGUGAAGGCAUGCAGACAGAGGCUUAUGAAUGCGUGGUGGUCUGUUGACGUGACUCCUGAUGGUGAAGUGCUCUUCUUUUCCUCUCUUGCUUCAGCCAUUUGUCAUGCUGCCAUCUUUCCGGCUUCCCCAUCCGUCCUCUCCGUUUCUGACAGCAAGCUGAAACUGUAUUGCAGUGUGCAGUCCAGAAGGAUUAAGGGUUAAUAUUACUGGUGGUCAUUUCAUGGGCUGGUUGAAAGGGAUGUCUAACUUUGUGCCUGUCCCCGUCUCGGUGUCUGUCUCUCUAGCUGUGUUCCCAUCCAACCGCCUAGCAAAUUUUGAGCCAACUUUUUGAAGUGUUGCAAAAUAAAUGUGAAUUGGGUGCAUUUCUAUGAGCUAGGUUGAAGCAAAGGAGAAGGCUUCCUGAGAAUAAAAGUGUAGCUACAUCAAAAAAACGCAUUUAAAAUAAAAAAGAUUAAGUCUUUACACUGUCAUUUAGCAAACAAGUUUCCAUUGCUAUUCAUUGUCUAUAUUUUUCGUAGUAGAAAAAAAAUGUCCUGCAUUGAUAAGCGAGAUUUAGCGAAAUUUGAUUAUUUCAGUGUGUAGCUUUUGUAAUUUAACAGAAAAAAAAAUCCAUAAAAACACUUGGGUGUAAAGGCAGCCUCUAUCCAUCUCUUUCUGUUAACAUCUCUGGCAGAAGUGUGUGAGGGGAUCACCACAGUUUCACAAAUUUACAACGAAGGACAUUCAAGUGAGAGUGGAAUUCUGGAAAGUAUGGAGAAGAUUUGGGAUUUUAAAACGGAUUAUAUGUGGGAAGUAGUAAUGGGGGAAAUGAGAGAGGAAGGAAAUGAAUUGAUCGCUGAAAAACAAAAAGGAAAAAAAUGACAAAAGUUGAAGAGUUGCGGCACUAUUGGUCGAGAGCACUGGACCUCAUCUGUUCCUUGAACUCGGACUGUCCUUUGAAAUUUAAAUAUUUCUACAACUGUUGAUCACUGUCUUGUACAAAAUAUAUAUUUGAAACUUACUAAAUCUUAUACAAAUGAUGAGCUCUAUAAAGUCAAUCGCCGUCUCCUCAGAUACACAUUUUUAAACCGUGCCUGUGAAAGGGGGAGGAGUGCGCGCACACAACAUUGACACACACAGUCGGAUGCGCGCACACAGCGGUCGUGGCUUCGUAACGUUUGUGGGCUUUCACCAGCAUCAACCUGCUCUCCUCUUCACUCUGGAUCUGAUAACCGUUGUCACUUCUACUAGUUAGUUCCAUGUUUCAGGGCUCCAUUCCAGCACUGCCACCUUAUCUGGUCUUUGUUAUUUGUGUCCUCGUGCUCCCAGUCACAGACCCUGCAGUCAGUCACUUCCAUGUAAACCUGAACUCCUGUGUACUUUAGGCCAGAGGUGGGCACUCAAGUCAUGUGUUUUGGAUCCUGUCUCCGUUCAUAGUUCAAAUACUUUGAGACGUGUUAGGCACUGGUCGAAUUUGCUUCGGACUCCAACCUGUAGCAGAGACAUGGACCCUCUUGACUGGAAGUUCGCUUGUGGUCGAAAGGUGAGUCAAGAGAAUGACUUGGUCCCCACCUCCGGUUUAAACAUACUCUCAUCAAAGAAACUUGUUCAAGGUAAAUACUGGUGUUUUGGAAUGAGUUUUUUUCCCCAUCUUUUUUAUGACCAAAAUGGUAUCGUAAUUAAGUCAUCACACCCACUUGUCUAAAUGAUUAUUUUUUCAACACACCAUUGGCAUCAUCUUGACUUAGUCACAGAUGACGUAACAUCCAGACAAAUUUUAUUUGGUGCUUGCCAGAGGCAAAUUUCAGCAGCAAUUCCAAGUGGCUGUCAUCCUAUUCAGUCUUCACUCAUCAAUCCACUUUGAGCAAAAUCUGAAAUGUUUGUAGACUGUCUCCUAACAAUGGGGAAUGGACAUGUGUUAAGCAGGAACAAUGACUACUUCUGAAACAAGCUGUCAAAUUCUUGGAAAUAAAUUACAAACAGUUAAAUGCAAAGUGAGACUGCACCAGCGACACCAGUAUUUAACUUGUAAUUUACAAUUUUAGCACGCUGCCCAUCUCUCAUCGCAUUGGUCAAGGAUGGAAAGCUGCAAAGAAAACCAUAUUGUAAGAGCACGGGUUGUUUUUCUCCGCGCAUUCAUCCUUUAAAGGGCCUUGCUGUAGUUUUGGGCCCCACCUUUUUUCUUUUGCUGUUCUGCAUUAUGUUAUUUCUACCUGUCUGUUCACUGCAUGUUGUGUGGCACGUAAUGUGUAAUUUUUGCUGCGUUGACAAACAUGUCAAACAUCACACCAUUUUCAAAAAAUGUACUGUCGUGCAACAAAAAUCCAAUAUCUGCACAUGCGCAACACCCGCCCACACAAACCCUCUCUGAAGAGAGGUUUAUUUUCUUGUAUACACUCAUGGAUAUUUUUCCAAAUUGAGUUUAUUAAAAAUAUUUUUUUUAAAUAGUUUAACGAUGCAAUGGAUCCCAAUACAUACUGGACACAUUAAAAAAAAAGUUAAUAUUUAGUUUGCCAUAUCUAACAUAACCAUUACGUGGGUGUUCACCGAGCAGCCUCUUCACUUAAGCUAUGGCUAUCACCAACAAUGCAACAGAACCAGUAUAGAUGGAGCAUGUUUUUGUUUUACUUUCUUUCCAAGCGGUGCUGUGAAUCGUCCGAGCUGUGAUUCUGUGUUCUAUUACGUUGUGCAUCUGUAGGCGGCGCUGCUAAGUGUGAAAGCAUUUUGACAAGGGCCGCGCCCCCCUGGCCUGUGCGACGCUCGCCAUAAGUUCUAUAAACGCAGGAAAUUAUUUCUAUUGGUAGGACAUACGCCAGAAAAAAAUAAAACUAUCAUAAUUGUGGUUUUGAUUAUUAUUAUUAUUAUUAUGGUGACUAUUAUGUCUACUGUAUCAUCAUUGCGACCAUGAUUAUCCUCAUAAUCACUGAAGAAAGUCUUGUUUUGCCAUGUAUUUUUUUAUUUUGAGAUUUUUAUUUUAAUUUUUUUAUUAUUAAAGGUGAAAUGA